AUGUCGCUCACCAACCAGAUGUUAAACGACCGGAAAGAAAAAGAUUGUAUCAGUAUCACCCACGAGAGGAAGUAUUAUCGUUCUGGUGUCUCGUUUAUCAAGCGCUCACUGCGACCGAAGGAAUGGCAAGUCAGUCAAUUCAAGGGAACGAUUCAUGUCCCACGGAAGGCGAGAGAGAGAAUACUCAACGAAGCUGCGACCCUGCGUUUUUUGGAGGAAAACUCAACUAUUCCUAUCCCGCGCCUAUACUGCUGUUUCGAAGACGAUGAUGCCGUUUAUCUCGUAAUUGAGUAUAUCGAGGGGUUAGUUGGGGACGAGUUAGAAAAACAUAUUCUGGAUCUUCACGCGCUCCGUUCUUCGAAGAUUGGAGGCCCUACAGGCCUUGUGAUACCCCCUUAUCGUGUUAUGCAGAAGUCGUUUAUUGAUAACUGGGAGCUACAACAGUCAGAUAAAGAUGAAUUUGUCUUUUGUCACAAUGAUCUCUCCCAGCAUAACGUUAUCGUUGACCCGAAUUCAUUGAAAAUAAGGGCCAUUAUUGACUGGGAAUAUGCUGGAUUCUAUCCUGCUUAUUUUGACCGUUCGUUCUUCAGGCGCAAAGGGCCGUCGGUGGCGAUUGACGGUGAAACAGACGAUUCAGAGAUAUUGCUUGAUUUCCUCCAGUCGCGCCUACAAGGCAACCUAACAUGA
Molecule: messenger RNA, 687 nt
Organism: Nannizzia gypsea CBS 118893
Lineage: Eukaryota; Fungi; Ascomycota; Eurotiomycetes; Onygenales; Arthrodermataceae
Exons: 2
Coding region: 1-687 (228 amino acids)
Biological process (GO): protein phosphorylation
Molecular function (GO): protein kinase activity; ATP binding
Source: RefSeq, a predicted model, not a curated record